This is a messenger RNA of Dicentrarchus labrax (European seabass), 1513 nucleotides long. RefSeq names its product JAZF zinc finger 1a (gene jazf1a). The coding region runs from base 181 to 912 and encodes 243 amino acids. NCBI's taxonomy places the organism in Eukaryota, Metazoa, Chordata, Actinopteri, Moronidae. The transcript has 5 exons. Gene Ontology annotation, cellular component: nucleus. The record is from RefSeq and is a predicted model, not a curated record.
AUCCCGCCUGCCUCCCAGCUGCGUCCGCCGCUGUCCUGUCUGGCCGCCCGGUGUCUGCUCCGCCGCUCCGCGCUCUGCGGCGCUCCCACCCCGACCCCGAAGACUCUGCCUCCUCGUUCACCACCCCCGGCUCCCGACACCCCCUCCUCUCCACCCGGUGAAUGCACCAGCGCCGAAAACAUGACGGGCAUCGCCGCCGCUUCUUUCUUCUCUAAUUCCUGCAGGUUCGGGGGCUGCGGUCUCCAGUUCGAGUCUCUCUCCGAGCUCAUCGUCCACAUCGAGGACAAUCACAUCGACACAGAUCCCCGGGUCCUGGAGAAGCAGGAGCAACAGCAGCCCACUUAUCUGGCCCUAAGCUACAUCAACAGGUUCAUGACGGAUGCCGCGCGCCGGGAGCAGGAGACCAUGAAGAAGAAGGCCACGCCCAAACUGUCCCUGUCCAUCACUGGCGGAGUGUCCAGGAACAGCACGGCCACGCCUCCUCGCCACACCAGCGGUAACCUGACACCUCCCGUCACGCCCCCAAUCACCCCCUCCUCCUCCUUCCGCAGCAGCACACCUACAGGCAGUGAGUAUGAUGAGGAGGAGGUAGACUAUGAGGAGUCGGACAGCGAUGAGUCGUGGACCACAGAAAGCGCCAUCAGCUCCGAGUCCAUUCUCAGCUCCAUGUGCAUGAAUGGGGGAGAGGAGAAGCCUUUCGCCUGCCCUGUCCCCGGCUGUAAGAAGAGAUACAAGAAUGUGAACGGUAUCAAGUACCACGCCAAGAAUGGCCACCGCACGCAGAUCCGUGUGAGGAAACCCUUCAAGUGUCGCUGCGGCAAGAGCUACAAGACCUCGCAGGGCCUGAGACACCACACCAUCAACUUCCACCCACCCGUCUCCACUGAGAUCCUGCGCAAGAUUCAAGGCUAGAUCCCCUGGUCACACUAGUCAACUACCCCAAACAUAGCCCUAUCCUGACUUUCCUUAUCUGAUCCCUUUUAUACCUAUGCCACACACUAAAGGAUCAAGUGCAUGCUUUAAGUUGUUUUAAUUUAGUUUUUUUUUUUUUCAUCAUUUUUCUUUGUUUGUUAUAUUAUUUUUUUCUAUCCAUGUUAUAUCACUUGUAUUUUUGAAAAAAAAAAGGUAUCUUUGUAGUAUUUUUAAUGUUGUACAUUUGCACAUUCGUAUAUGCUAUCACGUUACUUUUUUUCUAUUGUUGGACUUACAUAAGGUGCUAACUGUAAAAAACAACAGAAAGAAAAGACAAAAAAACAAAUGUUACGAAAGAAGAGAGGGGAAACGCAAACAGAACAUGUGAAACAGGAAGUGCAACUAAGCCCGGCCCCUUUUGCUGCUCAUCUAUGAGCGCUAUGAAGUUGACAUUAGUGCUGAUCUAAGUUCUGCAGUCACUACACUCCCUUUCUGUUAAAGUUCGCUGAGCUUAGAUCUGUGCCUUCGCAGUAACUUCUGGGGGGUUAAGUGCAAGAGUUAAGUUAUACUUUAAAUAGAUAUAUUGAUAUAAAACAAUAGA